AUGUUGUCCGGCCGCAGCGACGGGCCGCGCCGGGGCCGCUCCUUCGACUCCGUGAGCCCCUCGCACCUUGCGGAGAACCAGCUCAACAACGAGUUAAAUAAGUCAAAUUACAUGAUGGUUGAAGACGAUAAAGAGAACAAAGACAAUUCAUCUGAAAGAGGUAGAGCAGCCAUCAUUUUUUCCUUAAAGAAUGAAGUUGGAGGACUUGUAAAGGCCCUAAAACUCUUUCAGGAGAAACAUGUGAAUCUGGUUCACAUCGAGUCUCGAAAGUCAAGGCGAAGAAAUUCAGAGUUUGAGAUCUUUGUGGACUGUGAUAGUAACAGGGAACAGCUGAAUGAAAUCUUUCACCUCCUGAAAUCCCAUGUUAAUAUUGUGUCUAUGAAUCCAGCAGAUAGCUUCACUGUUCAGGAGGAUGACAUGGAGAAUGUCCCCUGGUUUCCUAAGAAGAUCUCAGAUUUGGAUAAAUGUGCAAACCGCGUUCUGAUGUAUGGGUCUGAUUUGGAUGCUGACCACCCAGGUUUCAAAGACAAUGUGUAUCGUAAGAGGCGAAAGUAUUUUGCAGACCUGGCUAUGAAAUACAAAUAUGGUGACCCAAUUUCCAAGAUUGAAUUCACUGAGGAGGAGAUCAAGACUUGGGGCACUGUUUUCCGAGAGCUUAACAAGCUGUACCCAACCCAUGCCUGCAGAGAGUACCUUAAAAACUUACCCUUACUCACCAAGUACUGUGGGUACAGAGAAGACAAUAUCCCUCAGCUGGAAGAUAUAUCCCGUUUCCUGAAAGAGCGCACAGGUUUCACCAUCCGUCCUGUUGCUGGAUAUCUGUCGCCCAGAGAUUUCUUGGCAGGCUUGGCAUUCAGAGUCUUUCACUGCACUCAAUACGUUAGACACAGCUCAGACCCUCUGUACACCCCAGAGCCUGAUACCUGUCACGAGCUUCUAGGUCAUGUCCCGCUUUUGGCUGAACCCAGUUUUGCUCAGUUCUCCCAGGAAAUUGGUCUGGCAUCACUUGGGGCAUCAGAUGAAGCUGUUCAGAAACUGGCAACAUGUUACUUCUUCACUGUAGAGUUUGGUUUGUGCAAGCAAGAUGGACGGCUAAGAGUCUAUGGAGCUGGCUUGCUCUCUUCCAUCAGUGAACUCAAGCAUGCACUCUCUGGCAAUGCUAAAGUCAAGCCCUUUGAUCCAAAGGCCACCAGCAAGCAAGAAUGCCUCAUUACCACUUUCCAGGAAGUCUACUUUGUUUCUGAAAGUUUUGAAGAAGCAAAGGAAAAGAUGAGGGAAUUUGCAAAAACCAUCAAGCGCCCAUUUGGGGUGAAGUAUAACCCGUAUACACAAAGCAUACAGAUCCUGAAGGACACCAAGAGCAUCGCUAGUGUGGUGAAUGAGCUACGCCAUGACCUGGAUCUUGUUAGCGAUGCCCUUAAUAAGAUGGGCAAACAGCUGGAAGUUUAAGUCAAUGUAUUGCUGUCAACCUGUCACAUUCAGUAAUUCUGUUUCUGGGAUUUUUUUGGUCUUAUUCUAGGCACAAAAAUAUUGUAAGCAGAGUACACAUAACCCUCUUCUCUCAAAAUUUGAAAAAAUGAAUGACUGAUGGGAACAGUCCCUUGAACUUGCAUAUUUCUCUACUUAACAUUUAUAUUGAGGAUCACAAAGUAUUAUUGGGAAAGAAACGAGCUAGAUUCAUCCUUGGAAAGCUUGGAGUAGGAACAUUAGAAGUCAUCAGGAUAGAUUGGAUCACUGGUCCAACUACUCCAGCAUCUUUGAAGCAGCUGGUGCUGUCACAGACGUGGAAGAUAAAACAGGCAAUUAUGGGAUAAUUCACUUCCCCAGGAAAAUUUUCCUUUUACCUCCUUCCACCCCACCUCAGUACUCAGGUGUGCUUAUAACCUGAGUCAUCACGACAAACCACACCCAAAAUUGCUAAAAGAAUAGCGUAACUAAGGGUAGGCUAAAGGGGCAUCUGCCCUCAGUUCCAAAUUGGGAAGGCCACUGGAAUUGCCUCCCAUCCCCAUGGAGUCUGUGCCCCAGUGGCCAGAACAAACCCAUAGCUUAUUAAGCCUCUGUGCUAAAAGCUCAUCGGGAAGAAGUUGCAGUGUUUCAGACUUCCCUUUCAUUGGCUGUGGUUGCA
Molecule: messenger RNA, 2125 nt
Organism: Alligator sinensis (Chinese alligator)
Lineage: Eukaryota; Metazoa; Chordata; Crocodylia; Alligatoridae
Gene: TPH1
Product: tryptophan hydroxylase 1
Exons: 11
Coding region: 1-1449 (482 amino acids)
Biological process (GO): aromatic amino acid metabolic process; serotonin biosynthetic process
Cellular component (GO): neuron projection
Molecular function (GO): tryptophan 5-monooxygenase activity; iron ion binding
Source: RefSeq, a predicted model, not a curated record